UUCGUUCAUGCACCGGGGCAGUUCAUUUGUCUUUAAUCUCUCGAAGCGAGCGGAUGUGUGUCGUCCGUGCUCGCGGCCAUUGUGUGAAAUAGCUGCAGGUAGAAGAAGUGGCAACGGGCCACACCGCGUGUGUACUGACCGUCUCUCUUGCUUUAACGCUUUUCCCUUUUUCCGCACCCAUCUGUCUGGAUGGGUACGUGAAGGGUGAAGCUGCGUGUUCUCUACAAUCCCGCGAGAACGAAAAGUUACGUUAGUGUGUGUAUAUUUGUGGUCGUGUUUGAAUGUGUGUGCGUGUGCGUAGCUGUCGCUGAAAAGAACAAGUUAAACAGCGUGUGUUGGUGUGACAGUAGGCUAAUUUUGUUUUUCUUUGGUGUAGUUUGAAACUGUUUGCCGAUUGGAAAUUGUGCCUGUGUAAAAUCCAUCAUCAAACCCAACAAUCAACCGUUCGGUGAAAAUAACAAAAAGAAAAGAACGAUUUUCACCACAUCGAACGUCGUGCGUGUUGCUUUUUGUCCUACCAGACAUCAAUCAAACAUUCAAAAGAGGAGUACGAGAGGAAACGUAAACGGAUUGAACUCUCUUGUGUCUAAUGCUGAGCUAAUCGAAAGACGUUCGAUUCUGCUAGAGAAACAGACCUAGAAGAUCUCGGGAUCUUCACCUCACGUCGCUCAUCUCCCUUCAUCCUUCCUCUUGAAGUGUGUGUGUGUGUGUCUGGUAAACGACUGACGACGUCCUCCAGGUGAGGACAACCUUUCCCCUAUUCCAAUGUGGACGACACACUGUCGAACCGGCCAUGUGGCCGGUGGCCGUAGCACCCAGCUGCUCCUAACCGUCGCCGUCGUACUGAUGCUCAACGUCCUGACAGUACACAGUUUAAUACACUCGCCACCGCGCAUUAUCAAGCAGCCGCCACCGGACGAGAUGCUGUUCCAGGUGGCGCAGCAGGGCGAAAGCGACAAACCCUUCCUGAUCGAGUGCGAAGCAGAAGGUGAACCGACACCCAAGUAUCGCUGGAUCAAGAACGGCAAAAAGUUCGAAUGGCAAACGUACGACGACCGGAUGUCGCAACAACCAGGGCGUGGUACACUGGUAAUUACGUCACCGCGCGAUGAGGAUCUUGGACAGUAUCAAUGUUUCGCCGAAAACGAACACGGUACCGCAACGUCGAACUCGGUGUUUGUACGCAAGGCAGAGCUGAACUCGUUCAAGGACGGUGCGCCCCAAACGGUACAGGCGGACGAGGGCAAACCGUUCAAGCUUGUAUGUCAACCACCGGACGGUUGGCCGAAGCCAAACGUGUACUGGAUGAUCCAGAACAUGGACGGCGGUAUCCGAAGCAUUAACAAUUCCCGCAUGACACUGGACCCGGAAGGUAACCUGUGGUUUUCGAACGUAACGCGCGAAGAUGAGUCGAGCGAUUUCUUCUACGCGUGUGCCGCUGCGUCCGUGUUCCGUAGCGAGUACAAAAUCGGUAACCGGGUGCUGCUCCAGGUACGACAGACCGGUAUUUCGGCAACGCAGAACCGUCACCAACCGAUGCGUCAGUACGUGUCGCGCAAGAAUGAGGUCGCACUGAAGGGCAAACAGAUCGAACUGUUCUGUAUCUAUGGCGGUACGCCACUCCCGGAAACGGUAUGGACCAAGAAUGGGCGGGCUAUCAUCUGGAACGAUAAGAUCCAGCAGGAUAAUUACGGCAAAUCGCUCAAGAUACGGCGCGUCUCGUCGGAGGAUGCGGGUACGUACACGUGCGAGGUGUCGAACGGUGUCGGCAAUGCGGAUUCGUACUCGAUCAAUCUCGCGGUGAACGCGAUACCGUACUUUACGGUCGAGCCAGAAAUUGUGAACGCCGCCGAAGGUGAAUGGGCCGAAUUCAAGUGCGAGGCAGCUGGUAAUCCGAAGCCCAACAUUAUGUGGAUCCACAACGGUAAGCAGAUUGAUCAGAGCUACGCGAACGUGCGCCGUAUCAUACGCGCGAACAGCAUCUACAUCAGCAAGCUGAAGAAGAGCGACACUGGUAACUACGGCUGUAACGCAACCAACUCGCUCGGCUACGUGUACAAGGAUGUGUAUCUGAACGUUUUGGCACUCGCGCCCGAAAUUACGGAUCCACCGAAGCGCGAAUAUACCGUCGAUCAGCGCAACGUGACGAUGACGUGCCGUGUGUUCGGUGCACCAAAACCGGAGGUCAAGUGGUUGCGAAACGAUCGUGAACUGACUGGUGGGCGCUACCAGACGAUGCCGACCGGUGAUCUGUUCAUUCGGGAUGUGAAGUUUGACGAUGCGGGCGAGUACAAGUGUUACGCGUACAACAACCUCGGCAGCAAGACUGCCUCUGGUGAGCUAAGCGUGAAGGAACGCACCGUGAUCAAUGAUCCGCCGCUGGACUACGAAGUGGUGGCGGGCACAACCGUCACAUUCCGCUGUAACGCCAUCGCCGACUCAUCGCUCGAACUGACGAUCGAGUGGCUCACGAAAGGGGAGAUAAUUGAUUUUGAAAAUCAGCCCCGGUUUAUCCGCACGUCAGACAACUCGUUGAUGAUCUCGAAAACGAUCGAGCUGGAUACGGGCACCUACACCUGUUUGGCACGUACCGAUCUGGAUGAGGUGAUGGCAAACGCGACGCUCACGGUAAUGGAUCGACCGAAUCCGCCGACAUUGAAGAGUGUCACCUGCAUGGGCAAGGUGGCAAGGAUCGAGUGGGCAUCGAACGGUGAUAACCGGUCGCCCAUCCUGAACUACAUUAUUGAAUACAACACGUCCUUUACGCCGGACACGUACGACGUACUGACGGACGAUGUGCCCGGUACGGAUUUCAUCUGGACGGUAAACACGACACCCUGGAACAACUACACCUACCGCGUGAUUGCGGUCAACAAGAUUGGCCGUUCGUUGCCGUCCGGUCACAGUGAGGUAUGCAGCACGGAAACGAGCGUACCGUACAAAAACCCGGACAAUCUCGAAGGCGAAGGUACAACACCGAACAACCUGGUCAUCAAGUGGCGCCCAUUGGCACAGGUGGAUCAUAACGCACCCGGGUUACAAUAUCGGGUUUAUUGGAAACGAGACAUACCGAGCGCUACCUGGAAUUCGGCGGAUGUGCGUGAUUGGCGUCAGUCCAGCUAUACGGUCGAGGGACUGCCCACGUUUACGCGCUACCGCGUCAUGGUGAUCGCACUGAACGAGCGGGGCGAAGCCAAUUCCGGCCCGUGGGAGGUGGAAGCGUACACGGGCGAAGAUACGCCGCUGGAUGCACCGACUAACUUUACGCUGAUACAGGUGACCGGUCCAAAAACGGCCAUCCUUAGCUGGAACCCGGUCGAUCCGGAAUCGCUGCGUGGUCACUUCAAGGGCUACAAGAUUCAAACUUGGACCGAAGCGGACGGUGAGGAGAACCUGCGCGAAAUAUUGGUCACGUCCGACUCGAAGCAGGCACUCGUGACGAACUUUAUCCCGGAUGCAACCAACUACGUGCGUGUACUCGCGUACAACGGUCGGUACAAUGGACCGGCGAGCACGGUACUGUCGUUCGAUACACCCGAAGGUGUACCGAACACGAUCGAAGCGCUCGAAGCAUACCCGCUCGGUUCGUCCGCUUUUCUGCUACGCUGGAGAAAACCGCUCCAAGCUAACGGUAAGCUUACCGGGUACCGGAUCUACUACGAGGAGAUCAAGGGCACGACGGUUGGACCGCGCAUGGAGCGCGAACCGCACAUCUCCGAUCCGGCGGUGCUGGAAGCGAAACUCGCCCGUCUGAAGCCGGCUGCCAAGUACCGCAUACACGUAGUCGCUACAACCAAGGCUGGCGAAGGUGACGACUUUUACAUCGAACGGGCAACAUCGUCUGGGCUGGGAAUGCCACCGGAUGUGCCCAACUUUUACUGGGAAAAUCUACCCACGGACAAUGGACUGGCUAACAUUAAGGUGGUGUGGCAGCCGGCCCUCGGUGGUAAGGCCGGAUCGCACUUCUACGUGAAGUAUCGCGUAAAGGACGAAUCGAGCUGGCAAACGACUGAUCCAGAGCUGUACGAAAACUAUCUCGUCGUGCACGGUAUCAAUCCGGACCAUCUUUACGAGUUCCGAGUCGUUUCGGUUGAUGGCGAAUAUCAGACAGAAUCAGGCACGCAGGAAGUUGACACUUACGGCAUCCAGAGCUCCGUGAAGGUGCCGGGCGAUAAUAUUGCGACCGCCGGUUGGUUUAUCGGCAUGAUGCUUGCGAUUGCGUUCCUUAUACUGGUGCUGAUCAUCAUCUGCAUCGUGAAGCGUAACCGGGGCGGAAAGUAUGAUGUGCAUGAUCGUGAACUGGCAAAUGGCCGCAACGAUUACACCGAGGAGGGCGGCUUCCCGGAGUACUCGCAACCUGUUUUACGUGAUUACAGUUUGGACAAUAAAAGCCAGGGCCGACAAUCGCUGAACUCGCAAAAAGUAGGACCGGAAAGUGAUACAGAUUCCAUGGCGGAAUACGGUGAAGGUGAUACAGGUGGUCAGUUUACGGAAGAUGGCUCUUUUAUUGGACAGUACGUACCGGGCAAGCCGCCAGUUAGUGCACAGUCCACGCCGCAGAAUCCAUCGCUACAGGGCGCUAAUGCUGGUAUGGCAACGUACGUCUAAGAUGCAAGUUGGAAAACAUCACGGCCACACCAUCGCCAGCCACACCACAUACCCACACACACACCCUCACCGCGAUGCGAAUUGCGUUUUAAACGGCAGCAUGUACAACGUAUCACAUCCUUCAGGAAAUGCAGCAAAUGCACUAAUGGAAGAGCAUUUUACUCUCGUCGCCUAGCUUAGCAGAACGUACCAAGCCCUGGCGGGAACGGGAGAGUAAUAUUGCGAGACGACACACUGCCGAAAACUCCCCAUCUUACAAACCAGCGCCAUCUUAGUAUCUGAUGAUGACGAAAACGAAGUUGAGGGCUGAGAUAGAAUCUCUGAAAGAGCUGCCUCCUAGACAUUAGAUUGCUAUGUUUUUUUUUCCUGAACCCCCCGACUGAGUAGAAGCGAAACGGAAAAAGCAAAUCAGAUUGUUGUCUUGCAGGACCGCAAAACUGUCGGGGGUGGAAAGCUAAAAAAGAAGUAUGAAUAUCGCCUACACAUAAAACAUACACACGAAGUUACGGAUCUCUACGCGUGUUGUGUGGAGAGAGGUUAACGUUUCGACACAAGGAAACGAUCGCGGGCAAGCUAACGGACACGUUUAAUCGUUUUUGUUUUGUUUUUGAAUUUGUUUUUAAGAAAACCGUUUUACAACGUUUGCUCUCACUUUUAGCUAAAAUAUUGACCUGAAUUCUCUUUUGGUUUACAAUUUUUUCUGUUAAAUCUUGAAUCAUCCAUGAAGCGAUAGGGAAAAACACUCUCGGACAAAUGUAACGUUGUUAAGAAAAGUUAAUACUGCCCACAUUUUCGGGUCAGUUUAACGCUAGCCUUUUAGAUAUUGCUUACGGAAUCAUACAUUCUCUUCAGCGUACGUGUACGUGCGGUAACAAAGAAAACGAAUCUCUAUAGACACCUGUUUGCUCUUUAGCCACAUCGACAACUUACACAAUGUGUCGCACAAUCUCAUUCGCAAAUGCCAGACGAGAACGGCAUUAGGUAAAUCGAAUCUUUUUUGCGUCCAUUCGUAUGUAAUCUCUAUAAUGAUUAGCUACAAGUGUGUGUGUUUUUUUAAUGUUUCACCAUUGCCUUGUUUUAAAGAGUAAAACCCCAUGAAUUAGAUUUAUUUCCGUGCCCUUGUUCACUCGACAAGUCCUGUAUGUAUGGUCAGGAAAAAGGAUCCAACUACGCAGCUUUGUCACCAUGGGCAGCAACGAACACAUACACAUUCAUACGAUUUUUCUAACCUUCACACGCUGCAGCUAACAAUGUUGUUGUUAUCUUUAUGUGUACUAUAUAUUGUGUAAUGUGUAAUUCCGCGUUGCGACUGGUGGACACUUGUGAAAGUCUCAAAGUCUCAAUCAAUUAUUAGGCGAAUUCUUCGUUUUCUCCCCGUUCAAUACAACAACAAAAUUUAUAGCCUAUUAUGUAUCAACUUUCACAGACAUAUGAUAAGGAGAUUGCCUUGAAGGCACAAUUCGCAUAGGCGUUUGUGUUUUACAGAUUUAUUUUUUUUUUACGGAAGAGAACGAAACAUUAAGAUCUGUUAAAUCCAUUACAUUGAAGCUAAAAUCAGAACCCACAAAACAGAUGAAAUAAGAGAGAGAAAUAAAGUGAGCGAGAGAGAGAGAGAAUGCGAACGAACGUGCGUAACGCAGCAUUGAAAUCCUCUGUUUAAAUUGUAGGAAUGAUUGAAAAUACAACUAUUGUUCUUCCUUUUUUAUGGCGAGAAGAAAAACAGAACGGAAUUCUUUAUUUUUAAUAUAAUUUAUAAUAAUAAAAAAAUAAGCAUUACUAGGAACCGUAUCAAAUUUUCAAUUAUCUUUUCUUCCCACAAUUGGUUGUUUGUUUUAUUUGCAUUUUAGGUUUUCUAUUUAGUUGAUCCUUUUAAGGUAAUGUUAUUAUUUCUUUUCGUUAGCUUCUAAUUUCAUUUUCUCAUAAUUUUCUAAUAGCUUCUAAUUUCAUUUUAGAUUUCAUUUUCGUCCAUCCCGAAAUAAACUGCGAUCGUUUCGUGUUUUGAGCAGCAAAGAAGCCCUCCACACAGUGUCAACAUCGUUAGUAGCAGCAAAGCUAUAAUCGUAGCAUAAUUAUGCGUACAUUAUGCUUAUACAUUAAUGCUGUGGUUGCAUAUCCUGCAGGGCAGCAAAACAAAACAAAAAAAAGCCGAAAAAACGCACAAACUAGAGACACACUGAUACGUUAUACAAACACACAGGGUCUUAGUCAAAAUAUUUAAACUAAAUGCUGCAGAAGUUGUGCGCGCGCACGUAUCGCGGACACCAAAAAUUAGUGAAAACCGAUGAAGCGCAGGACGAUGUUACGCCAUCGGAAAAUAGGGGGGAAAAUGAGGCGUGAUUCUACAUUGACACUUUACAGAAAGCGCGUAGAAGUCUACCGUUUCACUGUUCCAAAAAGAAGAAAAAAUCCACCAGCCCCCCGCUACAUGCAAUCGCUCGAGCUUUUCUUUUUGUCUUAAAUGCUACUCGCAAACGAAUUAAUGGGUUUCCGCUGAGAAAACAAAGUAAGGUUAUUAGCUCCGGAAACAAAACACAAUCCCGCAAAGAUGGAGAACGAUCAUUUUAUAUAGGGCGUUGAUGUGUGUGUGCGCGCAGUUAAACUUAUUACGUAGUAGAGCAAGAACCAUUCCGUGUUUGCUUUCUGUUAGCCAAUCGAUUCUAUGCACCACACCGAAAGCGCACCCCUAUUUUCUCCACUUUCGGGAUGUGGGUGGAUGUAUGUGUACGUGCAAAAUGCUAGAGGACACACACUGUUGCGACGAUAGACGUGUAAUUACUAUUUAGGGAGUGAAGUUAUUGCUAUUUAUUGCACCUGUGCAAGGGUUAGUGCUUUUUUGUUGGAUAAUUGUUUUCCUUUCAACUAAGUUAAGCGCAGAGAUAGAAAGAAGGAAGAAAAAACAAACAACACACAUUUACUGUUAAGUCUCGGCGAAGCAUUAAGCAUUUUAAUUAUUUUGUAGCAAAUGGUGUUCACGAGAUUAGUGGAAGAGGGAGAGUAAAAGAUGAAGAAAAAAAAAUGGUGAAAUUGUUGCAAAUACUGUGAGCUUGGUUUGGUUGCGAAUCCUUAAGAUUUGUACGCACGCGCUUUCGCUGUAAUCACACGCUCUUGGCUUUUAGUUGCUUGUCGCUAUAGUAUUUCCGUUACGAACUUAUCUGAAAAAACAGGCACAGUAAAUUUAAGGGGAAAACACAGCUCAUCCUCAACCAGAAUGCGAAUGAGCGUAUGAAAAACAAAAAAAAAAGGGAUGAUAGUGAAAACAGGAAGGAAAAUUAAAACGAAAAGUAGUAUUUAUACUAUAAGGCUUUCUAGA
Molecule: messenger RNA, 7918 nt
Organism: Anopheles funestus (African malaria mosquito)
Lineage: Eukaryota; Metazoa; Arthropoda; Insecta; Diptera; Culicidae
Product: neuroglian
Exons: 9
Coding region: 766-4608 (1280 amino acids)
Biological process (GO): homophilic cell-cell adhesion; axon guidance; dendrite self-avoidance
Cellular component (GO): axon; plasma membrane
Molecular function (GO): cell-cell adhesion mediator activity
Source: RefSeq, a predicted model, not a curated record